Messenger RNA from Trichoderma aggressivum f. europaeum, 1704 nucleotides. Its product is annotated as CAZyme family GH13. The record is from RefSeq and is a predicted model, not a curated record. Gene Ontology annotation, biological process: sucrose catabolic process; maltose catabolic process. NCBI's taxonomy places the organism in Eukaryota, Fungi, Ascomycota, Sordariomycetes, Hypocreales, Hypocreaceae. The transcript is spliced from 4 exons. Bases 1 to 1704 code for a protein of 567 amino acids. Gene Ontology annotation, molecular function: sucrose alpha-glucosidase activity; alpha-amylase activity; glucan 1,4-alpha-maltotriohydrolase activity.
AUGGGCUCCACGGAACAACUUCGCACCUGGUGGAAGGAGAGUUCGGUGUACCAAGUAUAUCCGGCAUCCUUUCAAGACACCACGGGCUCUGGGACUGGCGAUCUCAAGGGCAUCAUUUCACGAGUAGACUAUCUCAAGGACCUCGGCGUGGAUAUAGGAUAUGACAUUAGCGACUACAGGAAGAUUGAUCCCAUCUAUGGAGAUAUCAGUGACGUUGAUACUCUAAAAGACAAGCUCCAUGAACGGGGGAUGAAACUUGUCCUCGACCUGGUGGUCAACCACACAAGCGAUCAGCACGAGUGGUUCAAGGAAUCAAGAAAGUCAAAGGACAAUGCCUUUCGGGAUUGGUAUAUCUGGCGUCCCCCCAAAUACAAUGCUCAAGGCAAUCGACAGCCCCCAAACAACUGGGAAAGCCACUUUCAAGGCAGCGCCUGGGAAUACGACGAUACAACGGACGAAUACUACUUGCGACUCUUUUGCCGAGAGCAGCCCGACCUCAACUGGGAAAACCCGGACGUGCGCAAGGCUGUCCACGAGGUGAUGCGCUUCUGGCUCGAUCGAGGCAUAGACGGCUUCCGGAUGGACGUCAUCAACUUCAUCAGCAAAGACCAACGAUUCCCAGACUCUGAUACGGUGGUCUGCCGGGGCCACGAGUACUACGCUUGCGGACCUAGAUUGCACGAGUACCUGAAGGACCUCGGCGCUAUUCUGAGAGAGUAUGAUGCGUUCAACGUGGGGGAAAUGCCAUGCGUGCAAGACCAGAACGAGAUCAUCAAGGCUGUGGGCUCCGACCGCGGAGAGCUCAACAUGAUUUUCCACUUUGAGCACAUGGAUCUCGACUACGGCCCAGCAGGAAAGUUCUCCCCCGGCACAUGGACUCUCGCCAAGCUAAAGACGGUCGUCACCAAAUGGCAAGAGUUCAUGUACAACAACAACGGCUGGAACGCCCUCUACCUGGAGAACCACGACCAGCCGCGAGUCAUCAGCCGCUUCGCACACGACGACCCUCAGCACCGCGAGGCUAGUGCAAAGAUGAUUGCCGUGUUUCAUGCUUUCCAGGCUGGCACGCCGUUUAUAUACCAGGGCCAGGAGAUUGGCAUGACGAAUGUUCCAAAGGAGUGGCCCAUUGAGGAGUACAAGGACAUUGAUUGCGUCAAUCAUUGGAACCUAUACAAAGACACCGCAGACGAAGAAACAAAGAAACUCGUCAAGGCAGAAUACCAAAGGAAAUCCCGCGACAACGCCCGCACCCCCAUGCAAUGGGAUUCAUCCCCCCAAGCCGGCUUCACAAGCAGCACCACCCCCUGGAUGCGCGUCAACGACAACUACGAGGCCGUCAACGCCGCGUCCCAGACCGGCAACCCGCAGUCCGUCUACCACACGUACCGCCAGGCCCUGCAGCUGCGCAAAAAGCGCAAGGACCUGUUUAUCUACGGCAGCUUCCAGCUCGCUUACAAGGCCAACGAGCGUGUGUUUGCGUAUAGGAGGAGGGGCGCGACGGAAAUGGCGCUCGUCUUGUGCAACUUUUCGCUCGACGAGGUGAGUGUGGGGAGGGUUGAUGUGCCUCUGGAGGUGCUCUUUAGCACGCAUGGGAGGACGGCGGAUGAGUUCAAGAGAGAGCGGCUGUCGCUGGCUCCGUGUGAAGCCGUGGUGUUGCUUGUUGAGCCAACUUUCAUAGGGUUCACGUAUGCAGCUGAGAAUUAG